Uranotaenia lowii is the source of this 5235-nucleotide messenger RNA. It is a transcript of the gene sol, whose product is annotated as calpain-D. Gene Ontology annotation, cellular component: cytoplasm. Gene Ontology annotation, molecular function: calcium-dependent cysteine-type endopeptidase activity. Gene Ontology annotation, biological process: proteolysis. NCBI's taxonomy places the organism in Eukaryota, Metazoa, Arthropoda, Insecta, Diptera, Culicidae. The record is from RefSeq and is a predicted model, not a curated record. Bases 103 to 3801 code for a protein of 1232 amino acids. The transcript is spliced from 11 exons.
UGAGUGUAAACGAGAAAACCAAAAUAAGAUCGUGAAAAUUGAUAUUGAUUCAUUGGUCGCGAAAAAUAAUUAUACGUUCCGUGUUCAUACUAAAAUGAUAAAAUGGGAACAAUAGCAUCCGUGUUGCAAUGGAAUUGUACAAUCUGUUACGCGAUUAAUCCAGUUGAGAAUACUCAUUGCUUGAAUUGCAGAAAAGGGAGAAAUUUGCAAAAAGCCAAUUUGAAAAACGGGAAAAUCCAAUCAAAAAGAACAAACUACAAUAAAGUUUUACCCAAAGUUAAUGAUAGUUUGGCAAUAGCUCAUAAGAAAAUAAACAAAAAAAAUCUCGACCAGCAAGUAAAUCCUAUCAAGCACUCAAAUGAUUGUGUUAAUAUUCGACGAUAUUCUUCACAACCCAAUGUUCACCGAGUUUGGACUUGUUAUAAUUGCUGUUUUAUAAAUAAUUCGAUAACAUGGCAUUGUAUCCGCUGUGAUUCGAUCAGUGCAUUGGCACCCGUUUAUAAAGAACUUAAAGCAAACGAAGCUCUAUCAGAUCAGCUCAAUAAGAACGGAAAAUAUAGCGCUCAAGAAACAUCAAAAGACAAGGGCAUCAGUAAAAGCAUGGAUUCGCUUACGAAAAAAAAAUGCCAACUUUGCAUAUUCAACCGUUUUGAUUUAACUGAAAGUAAAUGUAUUCAUUCCACGAUCGAAACGACUAGAUCGUCCUUCAAACGUAACCAAAAUAAAAUGAACCAAAGUUUGGCACUCGUUGUUCCAUGCAAAUCACCUGAACUGAGCAGUUCGAAACAAUUCACGAUCAGCACACUAACCAAAAAGAAACAUAUACAGGAUUCGAGAAAUUCUAAUAAAAUCAAGCAUCCGGAUUGUGGUAUACUGGUCACAGUGCGGGAUUGGAUUCUACAUACUGCCGCUACUUCUCUUAGCGCCAACGAAUUAGUAUAUUCUAAAACCGAAAAUAUAGGCGCAAUAAAAUCAGAAAAUAAUGAUGAAAACGAUCAUCAAGUCAUUUACGCUGUGAUAAACAAACAAAAAAACCAAAAUGGUGACUCAAAUCAUGUAAAUAGAAAUAGCGAUCUGAAAACAACAAAGCAUGAGCAGUAUUACGAAAAUAUCUCGCGCGCUGAUGAUAACUCAAAACAACUAUCCAAUCCGAGCAUAAUAACUCACGAGAAAUUAAAACCUCCUCGAAAGACUGACAAUUACAACAACAACCCCCGAACAGGAUUGGAAACAUCACAUUAUGCAGAAGUGAAUAAGAAGAAUAAACAAAAAUGUCAUCAAGCACCGAGCAAGUUAUGGAUUUGUAUUAACUGUUCCUACUCAUAUAAUGUUGAAUCUUGUCAUGAGUGCGAUGUAUGUGGAGCUUCAAAAUUAGAUAAUACGACAACAGCGGGAGACAAACAUUUUUACGAUGGCUACAGGGAACAUGAACUCAUGACAUCAAAAUAUAAUGAUUUACGACAAUCACCAUCAUUAUCCCAGUCAAAGUUUAAAGAGAUUUUCGAAUUGACAAAGGUACCUAUGGCAUCUAUAGAACAGGAUUUAGAGGAAGAUUAUGCAACUACAAUCGCCUCUAAGAGCUCAGCCGACCAUGAUUGGACAUGCAAGAAAUGCACUUUAGUAAAUAAAAGUUCUUCAAUAGUUUGUAUGGCUUGCGGUGGCUCCAAACUACAAAGUGUUUGGGUCAAAGAGGAAACCACUAUGAAAAAAGGAGAGUUUUGGACAUGCACAAAGUGCACUUUGAAAAAUUCAAUUUAUAUCAGUUUUUGUGGUGCAUGUAAAUAUCCAAACGAAAACUAUUCUGAAGAUACGUUGACACACCUGAAUGCGCCCAAAAUUCAUCCCUCUCCAAAAACAAGUAACAUUCGUAACUCCGGAGCAAUACCUAAACGGCAUAGCACCGGGAGCUUGAUCACAAAGGCUUAUUUUAAUACCUCAGAUGCAAAUCCGAAACAUCUUAAAAAAACUUGGUGCUGUCCAGCUUGCACGUUUGAAAAUUCUUCAGCAAGUGUAGUUUGUGAUAUAUGUUCUAGUCAUCGUUUAAUUGGAAAGGUUCUUUCUAAUAAUUUGAGCAAUGAAAAUACGAAGCGCGGAAGACAAUUGACGGAAAAUUUGCAAAAGUUUGAGGAAUCUGAAGCACUGAACAAAUGGAUAAAUAUUAUUCAAUACUGUAAAGAAAAUAAUGAAUUAUUUGUAGAUGAUUCUUUUCCACCUGCGACUAGAAGCUUAUAUUAUAACCCUGCCAGUGAAUCUGAUUCAAAUCCUGUGGUGCAGUGGAAACGUCCUAGCGAAAUAAAUUGUGACGGAGGAGAUUACCCACCGUGGGCUGUAUUUCGUACGCCGCUCCCAUCGGAUAUUUGUCAAGGAGUUUUAGGAAACUGUUGGCUUCUUAGUGCAUUAGCUGUUCUUGCAGAAAGGGAAGAUUUGGUACGUGAAGUUUUGGUUACAAAAGACAUUUGUCCCCAGGGAGCGUAUCAAGUAAGACUUUGUAAAGAUGGUAAAUGGACAAAUGUGUUGGUAGAUGACUUGUUACCUUGCGACAAAAAAGGUCAUCUGGUUUACUCCCAAGCUAAACGAAAGCAACUUUGGGUACCACUUAUCGAAAAAUCUGUGGCCAAGAUACAUGGAUGUUAUGAAGCUCUAGUUUCAGGAAGAGCCAUCGAAGGUUUAGCUACACUCACAGGUGCACCUUGCGAAAGUGUACCUCUUCAACCUAGCUCUAUUCCCCUUCCCAGUGAAGAUGACUUAGACAGAGAUCUUAUAUGGGCACAACUUUUAAGCUCUAGAAUAGCUAAAUUCCUUAUGGGUGCCAGCUGUGGAGGGGGAAAUAUGAAAGUUGAUGAGGAUGAAUACCAACAAAAAGGUUUAAGGCCUCGUCAUGCGUACUCAGUGUUGGAUGUUCGAGACAUACAUGACCAUCGUUUGCUGAAGCUGCGAAAUCCUUGGGGGCAUUUUUCUUGGCAAGGUGAUUGGUCGGACGAUUCACCUCUUUGGACUGAUGAGCUAAGAAACGUGUUAAUGCCCCAUGGAGGUUCAGAAGGCGUUUUUUGGAUUUCCUAUGAAGAUGUCCUUAAAUAUUUUGAUUGCAUAGAUAUAUGCAAAGUUCGCACAGGAUGGAAUGAAAUAAGGUUGUUAGGGACAUUGAAACCAUUAUGCGCCUUGUCAUGUGUCCUUCUCACAGUACUGGAACCGACUGAAACGGAGUUUACCCUAUUUCAAGAAGGACAAAGAAAUUCCGAAAAGUCCCAGAGAUCACAGCUGGAUUUGUGUGUGGUCUUGUUUAAAACAAGGAAUCCUGCAAACCCAGAAGUUGGAAGAUUAGUAGAACACAGUAAAAGACAGGUACGAGGCUUCGUAGGCUGCCAUAAAAUGUUGGAAAGUGGAUUGUAUCUUAUUGUUUGCUUAGCUUUCAAUCAUUGGCACACUGGAAUUGAAGAAUCUUUUACGUAUCCUCAAUGUGUUUUGGCAAUCCACAGUUCAAAAUAUUUGCUAUAUGAGCAAAUAUCGCCUCCAACAUACGUUCUUGCGGAUGCCAUUAUAAGCCUUACACUAACUAAAGGGCAACGCCACGAAGGUCGCGAAGGCAUGACAGCGUACUAUUUAACAAAGGGCUGGGCAGGACUUGUUGUUAUGGUAGAAAACCGCCAUGAAAAUCGAUGGAUACAUGUCAAGUGUGACUGUCAGGAAAGUUACAACGUAGUGUCUACUCGUGGAGAGUUGAAAACUAUCGAUUCUGUUCCGCCAUUGCAAAGACAGGAGAUAUUUCUGCCUACAAUCGGUUCCAAAUGCAGCUUCAGAUGAUUCCAUAGGUGGCCGAUCCGGGUACAGGAUGAAAAUUUUUGCUCCAACGUUUCCUGUACAUUCGGACAAUGUUCAUUUCAAUGAUCGACAUCUGCUGUUUGGAUCCCCGGGGCGCACCGUAUUUAGCUUUAUGGAAGCCCCUAAGCCCUUCGUCACAGUCGCGCAGUUUCCAGCCAGCGUCAGCAGUCGCCCGGCCCUGUGUACGAAGAAGGCAACGGGGCUCUCCAACCGCCGAUACCAGGCAAGUACCCUUGUUUAUUCUGCGAUUCGUCCAGUGACUGCUUUUCAAUUUGCAGACCUCUCCAACUCGAUUUUCACCUGAAAUGUUCCAAAAAAAUGCCAAUGAACACACCUGACAACCACUCGCUAAAGGAACUAUCUGAACAUAUGGCGAUCGGAUCACCGGGACGCACCGAACUUAGCACAAUGGACGCCCCAGAGCCCUUCGUCACAGUCGCGCAGUUUCCCGCCAGCGUCAACAGCCGUCCCAGCCCUGUGUUCGAAGAAGGCAACGGGGCUGUCCAGCCUGUGCAUGCAGGCAAGUACUCAUGUUCACUCUUUAUCCGACCAGUCAUUGCCCUUCGCUUUGCAGACCUAAUUUUGGCCCGUCUGUGAGGCAAGAUGUUCUAUGCAUGGAAACGUCGGGAGUAAACAUCACCAUCUCUACUGGGUUAACUACACCGGGACGCAACGAAUCAGGCUUUUGGGAGUCCCCUGAACCCAUCGACUCAGUCGCGCUGAUUCCAGCCAUCGUCAGCAGUCGUCCCGGCCCUGAGAUCGAUUGUGGUGACGGGGUUCUCCAGCCUGCCCCCGCAGGCAAGUACACAGUUACGAUUAGUUUCCGCUUGGUGAUGGAACGUCGUGACUAUAUUAGCAUUUUCUACCAAAACGUCGGUGGCAUUAACUCUUGCGUUAAUGAGUAUUUGUUGCCCGAAUACGAAAAUAUUGUAACAUAACGGUUCCUGUAGAAGUUAUAAAACGUUUAGAAACAGUGUAAAAAACGUUUAGAAAAUGAUAUCUGAAACCAUAAAAAACAUUGCACUUAUCUUGAAUUCCAAAACGACGGUCUGUUGAAUAUGGCGUUAAGUUAUGUUACUGUUUAAAACUGUUAAAACCUUUAUAUGGAGGAACUGCACUACAAACAGUUUGAAUAACGUCCAGAAACCGCUCUUGGAAAACGUUUUCAGACAACCAAACUGUUAAUAUUACAGUUUUUCGAAGAGUAAUCUUGUAUCUAAACAGUAACAUUAAUAGUAAUCAAACGAUUCAAAAUAACGUAUUCUCCAACGUUAUCCAGAACCGUAUACGUCAAUGGCGGACUCACACAUACAUAGAUGGAAAUAUUAUGGAAAUUUUCGGAUGUUUGAUAUCAAUAAAAAUUUAUUCACAUUAUCUUUAUUGAACUUGAUUUACUUACAUACGGUGAGAAACUAU